Molecule: messenger RNA, 3580 nt
Organism: Phragmites australis (common reed)
Lineage: Eukaryota; Viridiplantae; Streptophyta; Magnoliopsida; Poales; Poaceae
Product: membrane protein of ER body 2-like
Exons: 9
Coding region: 402-2684 (760 amino acids)
Source: RefSeq, a predicted model, not a curated record
UUUAACUAAAAUUUGAUGAAAUUUGACUGAAAUUGUUCCAAUUUGAUUGGGUUGGAAUUUCGUUCAUAUCUGAAAUUUCUAAAACUUUAGCAAAAUUUAGUUCCCUGGUUGGCGGAUACGGAUACGAAUCGGAUAUAUCUCGAAUUCGGAUAUCCACAUUUGAAUCCGAAUCUCGAAAACGAAUUCGGAUAUAUCCAUUUUAGUAUCCAUUUCAGAAACGAAUACGAAUACGGAUAUCCAUAUUCGCAUUUUAACGGAUACGGAAUCGGAUAAUUCGGAUUUCCUGCCAUCCAUUUCCACCCCUAUGAAGGGAGCAGAGUCCAAGCCUCCUUGGUCCUUGCUCACACUAGAGUAGGAGUGCUGUAGCUAGGGCCAACAACUCUGUGUCUGUGGUGGUCGGGAUGAUGGAGGUGGACAAGCCGUGGGAUUUCAAGGAGGAGGUGGACAUCAUGGAGGAGGAGGAGGACGCCGCCGGGGUCCUACAGACAAGGCAGAGGAAGAAGAAGCCCAUGGACCUGGACCUUGGCCAAUCUCUAUCUGGGCAUGGCAACGAUGGAGAUGAGGCUCAGGCUCUUGAAGAGGAGCACAACAAGAGCAUCUUCUUUGAUCCCACCAAAGUGUCUGAUCAUGUUACUGAAGUAAGUGCUGAAAAAGAAGUCAUAGAAGUGGUGCAAUUUGGUGGCGAAAAGGAAAACACAAAUGAGACUUCAAGUGCAGAAGGCAAAGAGCUUGAGAAACAGGAAAAUGUCAAUGCUCAAGAAACUAAUCGCAAUUCACGUACUGGUAAGUUGGAAAAUGGGUCACACUCAAAUGGUGUGCAUGAAGACUCUAGCAGCAGUGAAACUGUGACUAUUGCAGACAGAGACGCAGGGCUCAAACUGAUUGCAACCAUUGGCGAGAGCAAAACCGACUUGACAAACUGGAGUGGUGCUCUUGGCAUUUCCAAUGGCAGCACGAAUAGAACUAAAGUUCAUGAAAUCGAAGUUGAGAAGGAUGAACAUGUCACUAAGGGUAAAGUAAACAUUGAAGAGUAUGAUCUUGAGAAAAUUCUGGAUGAACAAGAAACUCAUGACCUGUACUGUCCCAAAUGCAACUCCUGCAUAACUCGGAGGGUAAUUCUACGGAAGAGAAAGAGGACAGUGAAACAAGCAAUACGUGAUGAACCACCAAAAAAACCACAGCUUGCAGAGCCCUCUGCUAGUGCUUCAAUCCAAACUGCAGCUGAAAGACAGGAUCAAGAUUCACCGGACGUAUUCAGAUGUUUAUCGUGCUUCACCUUCUUCACUCCAACAGGCUGUGGUUUUUACAUAUUCCGUAUAUUUGAAAGGAGGGAUGUGAACCAACAAGUUCAGGAUCAGGAUCCUUCUGUUUCACGUCACAUGUCUGAAAAUUGCGGAAGUUGGCUUCUAUCUUGUUUCCAGACAGUAGAUAGUCCAAAGAAAUCAGCUGAUGCAGAUCCAGCAAAGAAGCCACUGUUAAGUGAUACACCAAGCACCAAUGUUACAACUCCAUCAAUUGAAGCUAACACAUCAUCUGCACAUAGUGGUGCCACAAUUGGGGAAGCAGAACAUUUUAAGAAACCAUUACCAGCUGCAAAGAAUGAAGAAGAAAUUAAACAAUCAUCUUCAUCAGUAACAGUUCACACAUCAUCGUCUACUACCAGCAAAAUCAGCAGCUCUUGGCAGAGCGAGACAGGAUUCAUGCACACAGAGACGAGACAUAUGGUAACUGGACAGCAAGACAUAGCACGCCAAGAACAAAUUCUUCUCUCAAAGCCUGCUGGUGAUGUUGUGACUGAUGCCAUUCACCUGGAUCGCAAGGAAGAUAUUAAAGAAAAUACAACAGCAGCCUCUGAGAACAGCUCAUUUUUCAACCAAGCAUUUUUUAAUUCUGCAGUUAAAGUCCCAACUGCAAGCCCAACAAAAGUUUUAUCAGAAGUUGGCAAUCUGACAGUUGAGAAACCAACUUCAGUUAUUCCUCAACCAAUUCAGUGCACUCCACCUCAUCUAGCAUUGCAUGUACCUGUGAUACCGGUUCCUGCUCAAAGGGAUGAAUGGGAUAUACUGAAAGCCAUAGUGUAUGGUGGUCUAGUUGAAUCGAUCACGAGUCUAUCUGUUGUAUCAGCAGCAGCAGCAAGUGGUGCUAAGACAUUGGAUAUAUUCAUCUUGGGCAUAGCAAACCUUAUUGGUGGACUUCCUAUCAUUUACCACAAUAUUGUUGAUCUGAGAGAUAUAGGAGAUGUUGAUGAAAAUGAUGAGCUUGUUGGCCACUACUGGUUGCAACUUGGAAGGCGAUCGAAAUACCAGCUCCACAUGUUCAUAGCUAUACUGUCAUACAUCCUGUUCGGGCUGCUACCACCAGUCAUCUACGGAUUAUCAUUCAGGAAGAGCGACAACAGGGAGAACAAGAUGAUGGUAGUUGCUGCUGCAUCGCUUGCGUGCAUUGCGCUGAUAGCAAUCGGGAAGGCGCAUGUCAAGAGACCCAGGACAUACAUCACAACUCUCCUCUACUACCUGUCGAUCGGUUUGAGCUGUUCUGGACUGUCAUACAUCGCAGGCGUGCUGAUCACAAGGCUUCUGGCUCACUUUGGUCUGAUUGAUCAGGGUGCGUCACCUCCUGCUCCUCCAAGUCUGCUAUUCCCCGACGCAAUGGGCAGAGAGGCAACCGCCUGGGCUUCAUACUGAGCAUGGAGUUCCUUUGUUUUGAUGGUCCAAGAGAUUAUCCCGGCACAAACAUCUGGAUGGAGACGUUAUCUUUGAUUCUGUUGUUGUUUGGUUAAAUAGAGUUCACUGAGUUUUGAUGCUUUUCACAGCACUCGGCCACUCGUAUGAUCUUCAUCACUGAUCAUCGUUUGUACCAUAUCAACCUUGUUAUCGUUUUCUUUAAGGGAACAUAUAAUCAGUUACAUUUGAGCAAGAAAAUUCCCUCUUUUGUCAGAUCAGCUUAUUAGAUUGCAAUAGCACAUCAAAAUGUGAGUAAAUAUCAUCUUAUACACUAUUGCAAAUGUCACAAACAUGCACUGUGGUUAAUGAGUUCAGACCACAAGAUGUUUGACAGCUAUCCCAACUACAUAGUUCACAAUUUCACAUUGCCUCCUGUAUACAAAUCCUGAACCAAGGAGAAAAUUGGCAAUGAAGACUCAAUAGAACGGCCGAAAGCGUGAUGGUGGACUGGUGGUAACUGGCAACUCAGUCUAGAUUUUGGCAGAUGAAAAGCAGUACCAAGGCAAAAUAAUCAAGGAGGAUCUGCUAUGGAAGGAGGAUCUCCAAGUCUGAUGCUCACAAGUCAAUCCGACAUCCCCCCAGUAAGCCCUGGCGGCCAAGCUGACUCUAGCAACGACCCCAACAUACCAGAUGAGGUAUCGACAGCUGUUGCCUUCAUCUAAUCGGUUACCAGAACUUUACACCCACCCUUGCUACAUGAUGCUCCUCAGAUUAAUCCCCUAAAACUUAACUCCUCAGUACAAAAUGCUACAGUAACCCACGAAGAAAUGACAGGCUCUCCAAAAAAGCUUCAUCACGAAAAGAUGUUUUACAGUCUGCGCAGCAAGUGUUAGCUAACAAAUUAUGGGAGCUUUUCC